AUGAACCAGCCGAAAUUUGCUGCGUGGCUGUCCCUAUGGCUUGUGGGCAGCUGCCUCCUGGCAGGCCUGCUGACUAGCCUCUCUGUCGGUCUCCUUCCAGCGUGGGCUUCUGCUCAGGAUGAAGCCGCACCGCAGAGGACGGGUCCCCCCGGUGCCUCGCUAUGCUCUGGCACAGAACCACCAGACCCAAGUUGCCCCCGCAGGAAAAAAGCAGCCACCCUGGUGCCCUCCUUCACCAAGACGACGACCCCUUCCACCACCACCCACCACCUGAAGACCACGACACAUGCAACCAACCACACCACGGUUCCGGCCAACCACACAACACCCCACCCCACCAAGCAUACCACUCCAUUCCACACCAUUGCUCCAACCAAUCACACCACGGUUCCGGCCAACCACACGACACCCCACCCCACCAAUCAUACCACUCCAUUUCACACCAUUGCUCCAACCAAUCACACCACAGCCAGUCCCACCAAUCGCACCACGCCCCACCACCCCACCAAUCACACCACGCCUCCCGCCAUCGCCACCACGGUCCCGCGGCCCACAGACACACCCCUUGUGGCCGUGGGCAAGUACGUGGUCAGGAAUGGGUCCGUCCCCUGCCUACGGUUGGAAGCGGGGCUCCAGGUCCAAGUACAGUACACCAGCAAGGCGAAGCACCUGCUCUGGGGCACGUUUGCGGUGCAGCCGAACCACACCAAUGCAUCGGGGGCCUGCUCCAUCAAGGUCGCCACCCUCGAGCUGCGUUUCCCGGAGGGUUUCCUCAUCUUCGUCUUCAAAAAGAAUGAAACCAAAGGGACGUCCUACCUGAGUAGAGUCCAGGGCAACGUGACGUACCAGUUCCUACAAGCAACAGAGACCACCUUUGGAGCAGACACGUCGUCUCUGCAGGAGUUUGAAGCGCCCCUUGGGCACAGUUACCAGUGCCGGAACCGAACUUUGUUCCUCACUGGAAAGUUUCACCUUCAUGUCCUGAAAGAACGUGUCCAGGCCUUUGAGCUGCGAGAUGGAGAAUUUGGGGAAGCCGAGGUCUGUACAGAGCAGCGACGUUCACCCCUCCUGGUCAUCAUCGUGGUCGUGGUCCUUGUCCUCCUCAUCAUCAUAGUGCUUGUGGCUUAUGCUGUGGGACGAAGGCGGAGCCAGUCGGGGUACCAAACCCUCUGA
This is a messenger RNA of Euleptes europaea (tarantolino), 1173 nucleotides long. RefSeq names its product CD68 molecule (gene CD68). Lineage: Eukaryota; Metazoa; Chordata; Lepidosauria; Squamata; Sphaerodactylidae. The record is from RefSeq and is a predicted model, not a curated record. The coding region runs from base 1 to 1173 and encodes 390 amino acids. The transcript has 6 exons. Gene Ontology annotation, cellular component: membrane.